This is a messenger RNA of Raphanus sativus (radish), 2586 nucleotides long. RefSeq names its product vesicle-associated membrane protein 722-like. The transcript has 5 exons. The coding region runs from base 12 to 788 and encodes 258 amino acids. Lineage: Eukaryota; Viridiplantae; Streptophyta; Magnoliopsida; Brassicales; Brassicaceae. The record is from RefSeq and is a predicted model, not a curated record.
GAUUUUCUGUCAUGAAAUCGAAUAACAAAUCAACGUUAGUGAGGAAUAAGUCAGACAGACUAAAUCAAUGUUAUUUAGUCCUCCAUUCUGUACGCGUUUCAGCGUUAAUAAAUCUCACAUCUCUCGGUAAAUUGCCGUGUUUUUCUUACAAGAAUAUGGCGCAACAACAAUCCUCGUUGAUAUGCAGCUUCGUGGCUCGAGGCACAGUAAUCCUCGUGGAGUUCACUGGUUUCGAAGGCGAGUUCACAUCCAUCGCUACACAGUAUCUUCAAAAGCUUCCUUCCUCAAACAACAAGCUCACCUACAACUGUGAUGGUCAUAACUUCAGUUACCUCGUUGAAAAUGGUUUCACCUAUUGUGUUGUUGCAGUUGAAUCUGCUGGGAGGCAGAUUCCUAUGGCCUAUUUGGAACGAGUGAAGGAGGAUUUCAACAAGAGAUACGGUGGUGGAAUGGCUGCAACUGCUCAAGCAAACAGCUUAAAUAAAGAAUUUGGGUCGAAACUCAAAGAGCACAUGCAGUAUUGCAUGGACCAUCCUGAUGAGAUUAUCGAGCUUGCUAAGAUGAAAGCUCAACAAGCUAAAGAUGACAUGAGGAAAGGAAUUGAAAAGAUUCUUAGCCGUGGGAUAUCUUGUAGUUUGAGUUGCAGCUCAGAGCCACAGGUUUUCAUAAGACCAAGGAGAAGAAAGAUGCGGUUUCAGAACAUGAAACUCAUUGUUCUUGCAAUCAUCAUCGCCUUGAUCCUCAUCAUCAUCCUCUCAGUCUGCGGUGGCUUCAACUGUGGCAAAUGAGUCUGGGAACAUUUUCUUCCUCGUUGUGCUGCUUUUGCUAUGUUUCUCUGCUUAGAUUUUACGUCUUGAAAUUGGUUUUGUAUAUACAUAUAUAUAUGUUCAACAUUUUGCCAACAUUUGCUAUUGCUGUUACCACCGACACUGAUUCUUGGCAACCAUUUAUUUGGACUUGAUUUGAACCUUAAUGUUUGCUUUGGUCUGACUCGACUUUUGCAAAUGGCUAUGAUGACGGUAUAGCAUAGUCUGCCUGGUCUUAAUCUUAAUCUGGUCUGACUGGUUUAGCAAAGUCUCUGGAUAGUUUCUUAAAACCUGUUAAGUAAGUCUUGGGUUGCUUUGUAGGUUGUAGCCAUAUUGGGCUCAUGUGUUUCGAUGUCUACUUUUCUCAAAGCUGUGAUGGUUUUAUUGUAAUGUCUUCAUUCAAAUAGCUUUGGAUUAAGAGAUGGAAUUGGAAACACACUACAGAACAGAGGAUAAGAUGUUGAAAAAAGGGGAUUACUAUUUUUGGACUGAGGAUAUUAUUGUUGUUACAUUAUUUGAUCGUGAUUUUGUUAACGUUGAAAUAUUGAUCUGACGCAUUUACCCUCCGAAGAAAAAAAAUGAAAUUAUGUAUUAUCUAUCAACGACCAACAAGACGUCGUUUUGAAGAUUAUACUUUGUUCGACGAGGCUGAGCGAGAGUCUUGGAAGCUUGGUAUCCAAGUUAUUUCUUUUCUUUUUCCAUUUUUUUGUUUUCGCUCUAUAAAUGGACCCCACGGAAGUAUUAAAUAAUAAAAUAUGACCCAAAUAUCUGAUUAAAUAAAUUGUUAACGUUGAAACAUUGAUCUGACGCAUUCACCCUCCAUCGAAGAAAAAGGAAAUUAUGUAUGCUAUGGACACUUGGGAUCCAAGCUAAAUCCUAUUUUCCUUUUUUCGUUUUUUCGACGCUCUAUAUAAUAUGAUUCACUAUUCUAUCUCUCUCUCUCUCUAUUUCCAUACUUGACUUCGAGAGUGAAACCCUAGCUGCUACACUUGCCUUUUCUUUCUUUUUUCCACAUUCAAUCUCUUCUGUAGAUCAACAAAGGAAAGAAACAUGAUGACGACGAAGAAAAUUGCGACUGAAACAGAGAAGGCUAGGGCUGGUGAUGGCGGUUGCAAAUCUUUCGCAGCGAGGCCUGUCCAGGCGAAGAAGCAAUCGGUGAAACUUUCUCAAAACCCUAAAUCUGUGAUUAGGAUAAAGCUGAAGAAGCCUUGCAACUCUGUUUCAACAUCAAGGCCUCUAGAGGUGACGAAGAGGAAGAAGCGGUCUAUCCCGAAGUUUCUGGAACAAACCCUAAAGUUGUUGCAGCCGUGAAGAAGAACGACAAGGAUACGUUGGAGCUGUUCGACAUAGCCAAGAAAUCAGCGGAUGUGGCCAACGCGAAGGGACUUCUUGCGGCUAAAGCAGAGACAUCUAUCUGUGUGGAUACUCUCUCUUUGCUCAUUUGUUUUCCCAUAAGCGCAACAGCUCCUGAAACGAGGAGGAUCAUGGAUAGGCUUGGGCACCUCACAAGGCAUAAAGACCGCAAAAUCUGCAAUUCCGCUUCGGCUCUUUUUCAACAUUGGAGUCAGAUCAUAAGAGAUCAACAACACUAAGAUGCCUCUAUAACUCAAGGACAACAACACACGAUGGAAGUUGGUAGGGCUUUGUAAUUUGACAACAACAAGUCUCGGUUGUUUAAUUCUUUCUUGUAAUUUUCCAGUUUAUAUUUCUGUUUAUGUGUGUAUCGAUUGAAAUUGUAUUCUUUCAGUUGUAAAUCUGAUGCUUGAGAAAAGUUUUAAUU